This is a messenger RNA of Miscanthus lutarioriparius, 1143 nucleotides long. The record is from the annotation of a GenBank genome assembly. NCBI's taxonomy places the organism in Eukaryota, Viridiplantae, Streptophyta, Magnoliopsida, Poales, Poaceae.
AUGGACAGCACGAGCUGCCUGGUGGACGACGCGAGCAGCGGCGCGUCCACGGGCAAGAAGCCGGCGCCGGCUCCGGCUGCGGGGACCGGCGGCAAGCCGCUACAGCGCGUGGGCAGCGGUGCCAGCGCGCGGAACGGGAAGCUGCCGUCGUCCAAGUACAAGGGCGUGGUGCCGCAGCCCAACGGGCGGUGGGGCGCGCAGAUCUACGAGCGGCACCAGCGCGUGUGGCUGGGCACGUUCACGGGCGAGGCCGAGGCCGCGCGCGCCUACGACGUGGCCGCGCAGCGGUUCCGUGGGCGCGACGCCGUCACCAACUUCCGCCCACUCGCCGAGUCGGACCCGGAGGCCGCCGUCGAGCUCCGGUUCCUCGCGUCCCGGUCCAGGACCGAGGUCGUCGACAUGCUCCGCAAGCACACCUACGGCGGGGAGCUCGCGCAGAACAGGCGCGCCUUCGCCGCCGCGUCCCCGGGGGCGGCCUCGCCGCCGCCCAAGAACAACAACCCCGCCGCCUCGUCGUCGCCCGCGGCGACCGCGGCGCGCGAGCACCUCUUCGACAAGACGGUGACGCCGAGCGACGUGGGGAAGCUGAACCGGCUGGUGAUACCGAAGCAGCACGCGGAGAAGCACUUCCCGCUGCAGCUCCCGGUCCCGGCCGCGGCGGCGACGGUCAGCGGCGGCAAGUGCAUGGGCGUGCUCCUCAACUUCGAGGACGCCGCCGGGAAGGUGUGGAGGUUCCGGUACUCGUACUGGAACAGCAGCCAGAGCUACGUGCUGACCAAGGGGUGGAGCCGGUUCGUCAAGGAGAAGGGGCUCCACGCCGGGGACGCGGUCGGGUUCUACCGCUCCUCCGGCAAGCAGCAGCUCUUCAUCGACUGCAAGCUCCGGCCCAAGACUAAGACGGCAGCAGCCUUCGUCAACGCGACGACCACGGCCACCACACCGCCCCCCGCCGCGGUGAAGACGGUGAGGCUUUUCGGCGUGGACUUGCUCACGACGACACCGAGGCCAGCGGUCGUGGCGGCGCCGCCGGAGCAGGAGGAGAUGGUAGCCGUGGCGAACAAGAGAGCUAGGGACGCCAUCUCCGCGUCUACUCCAGUGCACAUGGUUUUCAAGAAGCAAUGCAUAGACUUCGCGCUGACCUAG